This is a messenger RNA of Mauremys reevesii (Reeves's turtle), 1934 nucleotides long. Its product is annotated as ras-related protein Rab-30-like. Gene Ontology annotation, cellular component: trans-Golgi network. The record is from RefSeq and is a predicted model, not a curated record. NCBI's taxonomy places the organism in Eukaryota, Metazoa, Chordata, Testudines, Geoemydidae. The transcript has 5 exons. Gene Ontology annotation, molecular function: GTP binding; GTPase activity. The coding region runs from base 252 to 1196 and encodes 314 amino acids.
CAUCUGCUGCUGUUGAUUUGUGCCGAAGGAGUUAAAAGAGCAGAACCUCGUGGGGUACGAUUGCUGCUGUCGCUGUCGUAUGCGGCUUGCAGGAGCUGCGGGGAGGAGCUGUGCACAGCAGCCCUGGGAACACACGAGGGGAAGGAGUGUGGCCAUGUGCAGGAGGGAGCAGCGUCAACAGGAAGUCCCUUGCAGCGCCCGUCCCGGGCACGCUCGGCUGUGCUGGCAGACCCGGCUGCAGCGCUGUGCCCAUGACAAGGCCAAGCCCAGCGCCCGGUGCUCGGUUACCCUCCCCCCAACAGCCGGCUGGGUGCGUGGGGGACACAGAGCAGGGUGGUGGCAGGGGAGGCAGUGAGGCCAGGCUUCCUUCUCUGGGAACGCCCUGCGCUCCAUCCGGCGGCUGGGUGACUCAGGCCUCCCAUCUAGACCAGCUGAACCUCUCGCCAGCCACGGUGGACCUUGCUAGGUCUGCCGGCCCGGGCUCCCCGGUGGCCCAGUGGGACGGACGGGUCCUGCCGAGGAAUGGAGCCCAUGGGCCAGGCCUGGGCACUUCCCACCCGCGGCUGCUGGAGGGAGCCGGCCCCCGCCCUGUGAUGGCGACCGCGCCUCCGCCCGGCCUGAGGUUCAAGCUCAUCCUGCUGGGGGACUUCGGGGUGGGGAAGACCACCCUGUUCCACCGCAUCCGGGCAGGGUGCUUCGUGCCGGGGCCCCUCGCCCCCAACGAGCACCUGGCCGUCUGCCAGAGAACCGUGCGGCUCAGCCACCCCCAGAGCCCCGGCCUGGUGCAGAUCUCCCUGUGGGACACGGCCGGUGAAGAAAGGUUCCUCUCCCUGAGCAGCUGCUACUACCGGGGCGCGGACGCCGUGCUGCUGCUGUACAGCGCCCAGAGCCAGCUCUCCUUCGACAGCCUCCCGCACUGGGUCCGCGUGGCCCAGCAGUACUGCCCGGACGCCCUCAUCUUCCUGCUGGGCAACAAGACUGACCUGGAGCCACGCCUGCCGGAGGAGAAGGCUGAGAGGUUUUCCAUGGAGCACGAAGUAGUCGACAGGUUUAACGUGUCGGCCAAGACAGGAGAGAACGUGGACAGGUGCAUGCAGGACGUGGUGCAGCGGCUUGUCCUCAAGAGCGGUCCUGGGAGCAACGGGCUGACCGAGCGGCUGCAGGAGGCCGACUCCUCCAGCCCCUGUGCGUGCUGAGAGCCCUGGGGAUGCCUGGCAAACCCGCUCUGUGCUUCAGGAACCUGCUGGGGGCGCAGCCUGAGCCCCGAAUCCCGUCACUGUGCCACCACCAGCCACAGCUCCUGCCGGGCGUGGAGCCACCCUGGGAGAGACCCUCCUGCCCUGGUACCAGAACAUGCUGCCGGAUACUCCCUGCCGUGGGUGGUGAAGCACCUCGUGCCGUGCAGGCACCUUUGUCCCCUGAAAGGGGAGGCCAGACCCCAGGGCCUGCACGUGGGCUGCACCCGGUCACUGGGAGACCCACGCGCACACACUGGGCCCAGCAGGAAGCCAGGGCAGUGGUUAUGGGGGCUGUUCUGCCCUCUGGGCCGGCAGCGAAGCAAUGUCCCCACCCGGUGCCGGAGGGGCUCUGGGUCCUGUUUGAGAGAUGGUGUGAAAAGCAGCCCCGGCUCCCGAGUGCUCAUUGCAAAUCCCAUUGUUCUCUGUGCAGGGUGGAGGGGUAUGUGGCACUGAGUACCGCGGGGCAACACCCAGCAGCCCCAUGUUCAUCCUUGUGAAAUGAUUGUGUAGGAGCCAAUGCAAAGUUUGCCAUGUCGGGUGUCUCCAGAAGGCUCAUGAAAUGCACUGAGCAGUGUUGUUACAGUGAUGUUAGAGGUUGUAAUUUCAUGUCUAUAGUUACGAGGCUGAAAAUGUGUCGUCAUGGCUUAAAACAAGCCCAGGCAAAGCUCUCCAGGAGCAGAGGGGCAGUUCACACCU